AUGACUCGCACCACUAUAGCAUAUAUAGUCCCUAGAUCACCUUAUAGCAACCCAGAAAACGGCAUCGAACGACCACACCUCAAAGCUGAAAGCAAAAGCCAACGAGGCUUCCAAGCAUCAAGACACCCCCUGACGCACGAACGAAGUAUCCCCCUGAAGCAAAGACAAAAGAACUUGCUCCCCGCAAAACCAAAGGCACUUUCACGACCAAGGAUACAUCCAAAGCAGCCAAGGCGCCGCACUCUGAGCCGCGCGUAUGUGAACUGCACACCUCACAACCCCAAACUGAUGAGAGGCCUAGCAGCCUUGAGAACCUCCCGCUUCAAACCCUUCGCCACCUUCGGAAGAAUACUGGCAGACGAACCCCCGCGCGUUCAAGUGCGCGCCGUGUCGGCAGUGGCAUACGGCGCGGUGUCCUUGGUUGAGGAACUACUAGGAUGGGUUUUGGUUAUUGGCGCAUUGCUUGUUGCUUAA
This is a messenger RNA of Aspergillus uvarum CBS 121591, 474 nucleotides long. RefSeq lists its product as uncharacterized. The record is from RefSeq and is a predicted model, not a curated record. The transcript is spliced from 4 exons. The coding region runs from base 1 to 474 and encodes 157 amino acids. Lineage: Eukaryota; Fungi; Ascomycota; Eurotiomycetes; Eurotiales; Aspergillaceae.